AUGCGCUUUGCGCUGCAGCGGGAAGCGGCGGACGCGGGCGCCGACGCCGCGGACGGCGCGGAGGGCGCGGGCGGGCGCGAGGGCGUCAUUCUGCUGCGCGGCAUCUACACGUGCCCCGAGGUGGAGGACGAGUCCAAGAUGUUCGGCGUCGUCAAGGAGAUGAACUUCACGCUCAUGAAGCUGGACGACAGCAACAACAACAUGGAAACGACGAUGAUACAGUUCGACGCCGCUAAUGUUACGAAGCUUAUUGAAGACUACCCGGAGCAAGCAGAUCCCUUCUUCAGUUGCUCUACCUUUCCCAGGUCCUGUCCGUUCGGAGAGGACACCUACUCCGUGAAGAAGUAUGACUUUGACAUAGAACCGUACCGCAAGUAUCUUCCAGAAGCUGCCUACAAAAUCAAGUUGACUGGAACGGUUAACAGUGAAAUGAUCUGGUGCACCGUUGUGGAAUUCGCAGUGGAAAUCGAGGAUUGAAAAUAAAUUCCAUCCAGACCAACAUCCCGAGAAAAGAAUCAUUGAAUAUCGAUCAAAUAAAAAGAUUAAUGAUGAAAGUUUGCUCUAUUGAAAGUUAAAUAAACUUACCUGCAGACAAAUUUGAAUAAGUAAAUUGUAGGAUACAUUGACAUUGACAAAAGGGCCGAAAAACCCUGACGUUUUUGGAUGUUA
This is a messenger RNA of Gryllus bimaculatus (two-spotted cricket), 669 nucleotides long. NCBI's taxonomy places the organism in Eukaryota, Metazoa, Arthropoda, Insecta, Orthoptera, Gryllidae. The record is from the annotation of a GenBank genome assembly.